Triplophysa dalaica is the source of this 5489-nucleotide messenger RNA. It is a transcript of the gene ebf1a, whose product is annotated as EBF transcription factor 1a. The transcript has 17 exons. Bases 508 to 2322 code for a protein of 604 amino acids. NCBI's taxonomy places the organism in Eukaryota, Metazoa, Chordata, Actinopteri, Cypriniformes, Nemacheilidae. Gene Ontology annotation, molecular function: DNA-binding transcription factor activity, RNA polymerase II-specific; RNA polymerase II cis-regulatory region sequence-specific DNA binding. Gene Ontology annotation, biological process: regulation of transcription by RNA polymerase II. The record is from RefSeq and is a predicted model, not a curated record.
CACAAAUCACUCCCGUUUGAACAAGGGAAGCAGCGAGGGAGCUGUCUCCACAAGGGUCCACCUCUCCUGCUUGAUUUCAUAUUGCUCAUUCAUGUGAUUUGAUCAGAGAAUACUCUUUGUGGAGAAAGACAGAAAGAGAAAGGAGGAGAAAAAAAUGGUCCGUGGAUGAUGACAUUUGAUCUAACACUCGUUCUUGAUUCUGUUGUUUCCUAAAGUGACAUAAGACUUUUUUUUGCCAAGGCAGACCAAAGGGACCUCCAGUCUAAUCUUACGCGCCCCUCUUCGCCUAAUAGUUUUUUGUUUGUUUGUUUGUUCUUGAACGGUGUUUCCAAACCUGGAUGUUGACAGCUCGCGUUUCUUUUGGCACGUCGCUCUAUUUUCUAUUUCACAGAGGAAGCGCUAAUAGAGACAAACGCGGUGACACCUGCUCACCCAUAUACUUCUCGUUAUCUUUUUCACGGAACGAUCAAAACAAGCGAACACAGGUGACGGGAAAAGUCUGUUUUCAUGUUCGGGAUUCAAGACAGCAUUCAAAGGAGCGGGAGUAGUAUGAAAGAGGAGCCCAUCGGAGCCGGGAUGAACGCUGUCCGGACAUGGAUGCAGGGUGCCGGAGUGUUGGAUGCGAACACAGCCGCUCAGAGUGGAGUGGGUCUUGCUCGAGCACACUUUGAGAAACAGCCCCCAUCAAAUCUUCGCAAAUCCAACUUCUUCCACUUCGUGUUAGCUCUCUACGACAGACAAGGACAACCUGUGGAAAUUGAAAGAACUUCUUUUAUUGGAUUUGUCGAAAAGGAAAAGGAAACUACCGGGGAAAAGACAAACAAUGGGAUCCAUUACAGAUUGCAGCUUCUUUAUAGCAACGGCAUCAGAACAGAACAGGAUUUUUACGUACGCCUGAUUGACUCCAUGACAAAGCAGGCUAUUAUCUAUGAAGGUCAAGACAAGAACCCAGAGAUGUGCCGGGUGUUGCUGACGCACGAGAUCAUGUGCAGCCGCUGCUGUGACAAGAAGAGUUGUGGCAACCGUAACGAGACGCCCUCUGACCCGGUCAUCAUUGACAGGUUUUUCCUGAAAUUCUUCUUGAAAUGCAACCAGAACUGCCUGAAGAAUGCAGGGAACCCACGAGACAUGCGACGCUUUCAGGUGGUGGUGUCUACGACGGUCAGCGUGGACGGUCAUGUGCUGGCUGUGUCCGAUAACAUGUUUGUACACAAUAACUCUAAACAUGGACGCAGAGCUCGUAGGCUGGAUCCUUCUGAGGGCACUCAGUCAUACCUGGAACACGCCACUCCCUGCAUUAAGGCCAUUAGUCCCAGUGAAGGCUGGACGACAGGUGGUGCCACAGUCAUCAUCAUCGGAGAUAACUUCUUCGACGGCCUACAAGUCAUCUUUGGCACAAUGCUGGUCUGGAGUGAGCUUAUAACCCCUCAUGCCAUUCGGGUUCAGACUCCUCCCAGACACAUUCCCGGCGUCGUGGAGGUCACUCUGUCCUACAAGUCAAAACAGUUCUGCAAAGGUACACCGGGCAGAUUCAUCUACACAGCACUGAAUGAGCCCACUAUUGACUACGGCUUCCAGCGGCUACAGAAGGUCAUUCCCCGACACCCAGGCGAUCCUGAGCGUUUACCAAAGGAGGUGAUUCUGAAGAGGGCAGCAGACCUCGUUGAAGCUUUGUAUGGGAUGCCACACAAUAAUCAGGAGAUCAUUCUGAAAAGAGCAGCCGAUAUCGCAGAAGCGCUCUACAACGUCCCACGGAGUCACAACCAGCUGCAGGGUUUGGCCAACAACUCAGUGCACACGGGCAUGAUGGGAGUGAACUCUUUCCACAGCCAGCUCGCAGUCAAUGUGUCUGAGUCCACACAAGCAGCCAAUCAGGGUUUCAGUCGAAACACGAGCAGUGUUUCUCCUCACGGUUAUGUGCCGAGCUCAACACCCCAACAGAGCAGCUACAGUACCGUCUCCACCAGUAUGAAUGGAUACGGUAACACAGGCAUGAACACGUUGGGGGGAUCACCAAACUUCCUCAACGGCUCUGCUGCUAACUCUCCUUAUGCCAUCGUUCCUUCCAGUCCCACUAUGGCCUCCUCCACCAGUCUUCCCUCCAACUGCAGCAGCUCCUCGGGCAUCUUCUCUUUCUCCCCGGCCAACAUGGUGUCCGCAGUUAAACAGAAAAGCGCUUUUGCUCCCGUCGUACGGCCCCAGGCCUCACCGCCCCCUACCUGCACCAGUGCCAAUGGAAAUGGCCUCCAAGUAGAUCAAUCCUUUGUGGACUCUAGCAAGUACUCCAACGCCAGCUCCCUGCAGGGACUGGCCUUUUCCUGAAUGAUCCAAGGGAUGAUUGUUCCUCCUAUGUAGGGGCUUCUGGGCUGCUAAAGAGGCACAUUUGAUAUCAGCUCUAGCCAGAGAAUCUGAAAGCAGUUGCUGGUGGAGGAGAAAACCGAACUUUCGAAAACUCAGGCCUUUUAACAAAAGGAAUCUCUUUUUAUGGGAAGAAGGUGUUUGUUUUCUUUUGUUUUGAAGAUACGUUCUGGACUGCUCUGCAGAAGGAAAUUUCCCCACGUAACCAUGCAGAAUGGAGGGAUGGAUCUCCUUUUGAUUUUAUGGGUUUUUUUGAUGAAUUUAAUGAUCAUAUGCCUUUUUUACGGACCGUAUUGUGUAUGACAAAUGUGACACUUUAGGAGUGGGUGCGCCGCGACGUUUCUUGAGAGCUGGCUGUUGUGCAGCAGUGAUGGGCGAUGGCGCAGAUCUCUGUUAACACUGACCAGUGCUUUUUUUAUAUAAACAGAUACAUUUCAAAUUGUGCAAAAUCCAAGACACACAAAUCUCAGAGUUCAGAAAUGAGAAGAUGUGGGCCAACUGCUUGAAAACAAGAGGAGGGAAUUUUUGCCCCAGGGAGAAGCCAACAAAUAGUUUGCCAUCAUUUUGUUUGUUUUGUUUGGAAGUUAAACCAUACUCGCCAUACUCAGUUCUGUAUCAUAAUUUUCGAGCGAAGAGUCAAACACGAAGCAUCUGGGUACCAGCCGGGACGGUUAUGAUGUACGAAAGCUAUUUAAAAGUUAUUAAAAGCUGUCAUGCUCUAAUUUUUUAGCGAACUAUUCGCUCAGGCCCAGAUCUUUUCUCAAAGAGAUUAAUCCUGUUGAAAUAUGAAUCCAAGUAUUUAUGUUAAGACAAAUAUUUGAUAAGCAGAGAUAUGCAGUAAACAAACAACUGUACUGAAGGAAAAGGACAAAAGCCCCCAGCUGCCAUUACAUGUUCUUUUAAAAUCUUAUGAAUUGUAUGCGUGCUCAAAGAAUGUGAUGACAUAUGAUGACUUUUUAUCUUUGUUUUGCUUUGUUUAUGGAAAAAUUUAAACUGUGAUAUAGAUUUGAUGUGUUUUGUUUGCUGUGUCGCUAAUGAAGGAUGUAGGUAAAAUGAAGUGUAUCAGAGCAGACUGUUAAAACAACCCCCCCGUGUGUUUCUUUGGCUUGUUUUGAGGGACAUGACUUGAAUUUGGCAAAUUUAUUUCAACAGCACUGUGUGGAAUGCUUUUCAAAUGUGUCAAAUACCCAACAUAUAGCAGUUCGAUUGGCUAAAUUUGGUGGCGUCUAUUUUUGUAGAUUUACUUUCUGUUGCCAAAGUCUUUGUUUUAUUUGUAUUUUUCUCAAAACGGCUUAAGGCAGCUUAACAACACUGAUAAUAAGUUCAUGUAACACGUUAUAAAAAUCUCACCAACGUCAGCAAACUACAAACAAGAAACAUGGAUUCUGGUCAAAAGAGGGGAAUCUCUGUAAAUAUCCAUAUAAAUAAUGUAUGUAUAUCCUGACUUUGUAUAUUUCUUUUCUCCCUAAAGUUAUUUUAAAAGGCUUUUUGUGAUCUGUUCACUUUCAUCACCCAGCCUGGUUUUUAUUGUUCAUGUCAGCAUUUUGGUCCAAGUUUUGUAUCACGUUGCUUGGCUUCCAUUUUUUUAAGUUCUAUUCGUGAAAAAGUCAUUGUCUAUUUUUGUAUAAUUUGUAAGUUAAAAAGCAAUUGUUUUCCUUUCGGAAAUGUUUAAUGUAUGGCAAAAACGUAGCAUCUCACAGCAUUUAGUUAUGUAGAUUUUUUAAAUAUAUAAAUAUAUAUAUAUAUAUAUAUAUGAUGAAUAUAUAAAUCUAUAUCUUUUUUUCUUCGAGGCUUACAGAAUCUGUACAAUUGUAAUAAUAUGCAUGGGCUCUUCUAUGAGAGUGAUGGUUUUAUUUUGUGUGUCAAAUCUAGAAGGAUGUUAUGACGUUUUAUUAUACUUUAUUCCCUGUUUCUUCUUUUAUUUUUUAUUUAUCUAAUUAUUUAUGCCUGCUUAUGGAUCUCUCUAUUCCAUUUUCUCUUUCGCGCAUAUCAGUACCAGCAGUAUAGAUGCCUUAACAAUGCAAACCCAUAAGCGUACAAUCAUUUGUACAGAUCUCACAACCACCACCAAGUUAACAGCGACAAGCACAAAUUGGUCAUUUUUACCUAAAAGCAAAGACUUUUUGGACAGUUUUCAGUUGUUCGUAUGAAGGAUAAUGAGAAGGAACUUUGUAUUUGAAGAAACACUAUAUGUUUCAGAUUUUAUGUUGCAGCAUUGGGGUGUGGUUUGCACUUUCUCAUUCAUUUAAAGUAAAGCGCUGCCUUUUAUUUCUAUUUUCAUUUAUGAUGUUGUAGUAAUGUCCGCCACGUUCAAGUUAAGGGGGAAGAUAAAAGCCAUAUUCUACAGUGUCACCAUUAGCUCUGAAGACGAAGCCUUGAUGAUAUUACACUUUAGCUGGAGGUGCACGUAACCCUGCGUGCUCGACAGCGCUCUAUAAGGUACAGUCGACACAUUUCUCACCCCAAGCGAGAUGACUAACAUUCUAGCACAAUGCCUCGCCCCAGGGGCAGAGGUGCUGACGCCCAGUCUGUAACACUGUCUCACAUCAAUUCUCUUUCUCGGGCCUUGUAACAAUAUCGCCAAUGGAACCGUGGACAUUUAAGCUUCAGGGCUCUUUCAUGAAUUGUUUAAGUAUUGUCAUUCUGUAGCGUGUGUCUGCAUUCUGCCAUCUAACAUGAAAAGUGGCUUUUAAUAUGCCAGCGUGGGGUCUAUGUGUGUGAGGACUUUUUAAGCAAACAGGACUGACGAUGGAGGCCCGUUUUGGCCACUUCUCUAAUGUUGUAAGCUGGAUUUUUCUUUUCAUGUGAUUUUAAUUACAAAUGCGGCUGUUACACAAUGAUUACUUUGUUAGUGGCUCCAUCACGGCGAUUAAGAUGAGCCUCUGAUAAAGCAACAAGCAUUUGAUAGGAAACAGAACUCAAACCAAAAAGCUGGUCUCCUUUUUCUGCCUCCUAUUCCUUUGUUUGUUUGUUUGUUCGUUUAAUUUUUGACUGGAUACACACUGAACCGUUCUAUUGAUAGGAAAACUCAAGACAAAAACUACUGUAUAGAUUGUUAUCAUUUUUGAUGAAAGUUGUAAAAUAACUUUUCAAAGUUCACAAUAUUAAAUUAAAGUUCUUCUUGUCUGUGA